Messenger RNA from Erythranthe guttata (spotted monkey flower), 1410 nucleotides. It is a transcript of the gene UCH2, whose product is annotated as Peptidase C12, ubiquitin carboxyl-terminal hydrolase 1. The record is from RefSeq and is a predicted model, not a curated record. Gene Ontology annotation, molecular function: cysteine-type deubiquitinase activity. Gene Ontology annotation, biological process: protein deubiquitination; ubiquitin-dependent protein catabolic process. Gene Ontology annotation, cellular component: cytoplasm. Lineage: Eukaryota; Viridiplantae; Streptophyta; Magnoliopsida; Lamiales; Phrymaceae.
CACUGGAUAUCAAACAAACCCGACCCAAAUUCAGUGUCGUCACCACACCCCACAACUCACCACCAAAACCCAUCGAAUUGCCUGAGUCUGCAGAAAAGAAACCCCCAUUCUCAAGUACUGAACCACCGUCGUUGCCGCCUCCGGUCGAAAUCGUCUAGUGGAUUUAAAUCAUGUCUUGGUGCACUAUCGAGUCGGAUCCUGGUGUUUUUACCGAACUUAUACAGCAGAUGCAAGUUAAAGGCGUUCAGGUUGAGGAGCUGUAUUCAUUGGAUCUCGAUUCUCUGGAUAGUCUGAGGCCAGUGUAUGGGCUGAUAUUCCUCUUCAAAUGGCGUCCCGGAGAAAAGGAUGAUCGUCUUGUAAUAAAGGAUCCAAACCCAAACUUGUUUUUCGCCAGCCAGGUGAUAAAUAACGCCUGUGCAACUCAAGCAAUCCUCUCAAUUCUGAUGAACAGUCCCGAAGUUGAUAUUGGGCCAGAGCUGUCGGCACUCAAAGACUUCACCAAAAAUUUCCCGUCCGAGCUCAAAGGUCUGGCCAUCAACAACAGUGAAGCAAUCCGUACAGCACACAACAGUUUUGCAAGGCCCGAGCCAUUUGUACCUGAAGAGCAAAGAGCAUCUGGAAAAGACGACGAUGUCUAUCACUUCAUAAGCUAUAUACCUGUUGACGGUGUACUUUACGAGCUAGAUGGGCUUAAGGAGGGGCCCAUAAGCCUCGGUCAAUGCUCCGGUGGUCAAGGUGAUAUCGAUUGGCUACGUUUGGUACAACCGGUUAUUCAAGAGCGUAUAGAGAGGUACUCGCAAAACGAGAUUAGGUUCAAUCUAAUGGGGAUAAUAAAGAACAGGAAAGAGAUUUAUACUGCCGAGCUAAAAGAUUUGCAGAGGAAGAGAGAGAGAAUUCUUCAGCAGCUUGCGGCUUUGCAGUCGGAGAGAAUGGUUGAUGGAGGAAAUGUGGAAGCGCUGAAUACAACACUUUUGGAGAUAAAUGGUGGGAUCGAAAGUGCGACUGAGAAGAUACUGAUGGAGGAGGAGAAGUUCAAGAAGUGGAGGACUGAGAAUAUUCGGAGGAAGCAUAAUUAUAUUCCGUUUUUGUUCAACUUUUUGAAGAUUCUCGCCGAGAAGAAGCAGUUGAGACCUCUCAUAGAGAAGGCCAAACAGAAGGCGAACAAGUCUUGAACUGAGUACUGAUCGAAUGAAAAUGCAGUUUUGUUAAAUUUGACAUGUUAACUGUAAAACUGUUGAUGAUUUUGAUGCGGUGAUGUCGUUGUUUGGAUACUUAUUCGAAAGGAUCUUGUAGAUUCUUUAUUACUUUUGCUUACUGUCCCUUUUAAUGAUACCUCCGUUCGAAAUUUAUUGUUUACUAUUUCUCGUGUCAGCCCCUAUUCUUGCUGCAUACAAGUAUAAAUUUUUAUUU